ACUCCGCAAUCGAUUGCUUCUGCCUGAGCCGGGAAGGUUGUGAGACCAGGAAACGACGUCUACUUAAACCACCACAACCAUCAUCACCACAAAAUAACUAAAAUCUUUAAAAAAAUUAAACAUGAAGAAGCGAAGUUUUAAAUGAACGACGCGGCAGAUGGAGCGAUAGUCAUCGCGCUAAAAUGUAAUUUAUUUUGGUCGUUUUUUUCCCCCUCGCAAUGGACGACGGUGACCCCCGAAUGCAGUGCUGCGCCCUGCUGAGCCGCCUGUCUGCGGCCGUGGGCCGCCUGCUGCUGCUGGUGGCCGCGGGGCCCGGCACAGGACUAGCGGCCUGGGGCCCGGGGCGCGUCGGGGACAUCCUGCACGGCAUGCUGGGACACGGGCUGCGAGACCCGCAGGCCGGGUACCUGGAGCUACUCAGGACUCUGGAGCGACUUUGCCCGGAUUUCUCGCCGAUCGACGCUCAGGAGGAGGAGUUGGAGGCCGUAGCGCGUGGCUCUGGUGACGCGAGCGAGGAGCUGGCGCUGCGCUGGCUGGGCCAGGCGCUGCGCUCGCUGGCGCUGUCACGCCUGCUGCACCCGCUGCUGCUGCAGCCGCACCCCGUGGCCAGUCUCUACGCAGAGCACGCGUUUGCCCGGAGUGUGCGGCACGUGACGGCCAUGUUGCUGUGCCUGGGGGCGCUGGAGGACAACAACCCGGGGCAGCUCGCCAUGAUCGACCCCGCCACGGUCGGAGCUCACGCAACCUGGUCCUCGCAUUUGCCCAAGAGCCAUAGCCUCAUGUCCCUGCGGGCUCCCGUAGCCAGCCCUUCGCCACGCAGACACAGCCUCAUGCAAACCUCCACCGCCGUCACCGUCACCGUCACCGCUAACGCUGGCGGUAACAGACCCAGCGGCAGCUCCAAGCAGCCCGCCACAACCGCAGCCGUCACCAACAACCCUGCCAACAACAACAACAACUUCUGCAUCGCCACAACCAACGCCGCCAGCGGUAGCAGCAGCAGCGGGUCAACCACCGCCACCGCCACAACCAACGCCGCCGCCACAACCGCCGCCACCACCGCAACAACCGCCACAACCAACGCCACCACCACCAGCUACCGCGGGCAGCAGACAUCCGUGGAGGGGAGGACCAGGCACGGGAGGUCGAGGCACGUGCGCUCUCGGUCGGACACAGUCAUCGCCGUGGUGAAGCCGCCAUUGGACCGCACUCACGAGCUCCUGGACAUCCUCGCCGCACAGCAUCAUGGGAGCUGCGCCGACCUCGACAAGGAGAACGCCCACUUUUCACUGUCGGACGCUCUCAUGGCGGUGAUCGAACUCAUCAAGUGCAGCUCUGCGGAGGGCGACGUGGAGCCGGGGCGCACGGGAGAGGCGGUGGACGACUACGAUGACGUGGAGGACGAGGAGGACGAUGAUGAGGAGGAUGAGGAGGUGGAGGAGGAAGAGGAGGAGGAGGAGGUUGUGGAUGGGCUGGACGCUCAUUCAAAUGCAAGCCCACGGAGUCGCGUGAUGUCAGGACCCGACCUCUUGGCUAUGCUGCCGCUCCCCUGCAGCCGGGGCUCGGCGAGGUCCGUCGCCACGCAGCUGCUGAGACACCUGCAGAGGCUGCGGCUACCCGGCGCCACGGCCCAGCGCAUCGGACACGCGCUGCUGGGACAGCAGGCCUUGUGCCUGGACUCCACGUCUGCCGAUGAGCAAGGGGAGAGCGGAGGGUGGAAGCCGCCACCUCCGCAGAUCAUCUUCCACAUGCACCCCAAACUCUCGAAGAAAGAAAUCCUGACGAGUCAACAUCACCGCUGUGCAGGAUGCGGCCGCAGUGUGGAGCCCGGCUUCCUAGGCCGUGUGCGCUACUGCGAGUACUCUGGCGGCUACUUCUGCGCCUGCUGCCACGUUGGGUCGCGCUGUGCACUACCGGCACGCGUCCUGCGCCGCUGGGACUUCUCGACGCGCCCCGUCAGCGAGCACGGACGAGAGUUGCUCACGCGCGCCGCCGGUGACCCCCUCUGCGACGUCGCUAGGGUCAACCCCGGGUUGUACGCGCGGGUGCGCGCCCUGCGCGUCGUGCGGGAUCUUCGUGAGCAGCUGUUCCACAUGAAGAAUCUCCUGAAGACGUGCAGACUCGCAACACGAGUGGUGGACCGCUUCGAUGAAGAGCCAGGACACCUGAGUGAGCGAGUCCACCUCUACUCGCUCAGGGACCUGCUGCACGUCAAGUCGGGCGAGCUGGCCCAGCGACUCGCAGAACUCGUUCACGUGGGACUCACCCAUGUCAACAACUGUGAGGUGAGCCGCAACCAGCACAACCACCACAACCGGCGACGUGGUGUGCCUGUCCCCGGCGCUGGCGCGCUCUCGCUGGGCAACCUGGGGCAGGUGUGCGUGUGCGCACGCGUCACCUCCGCCAUCCACCUCAUCGACCCCGGCACCCUGCAGGGUGCGGCAAAAGCACCGCGCCUCACCCAUGUGCGGGCGGAGGUCUGGUUGCAGCGGUGGAACGAGGUUGGCACGGGGGAGCAGCUGCCACACACGCACACACCUGGGCCACCUGCUCAAGCCAGGAGAGCCGCGUGCUGGUGGUACUGA
This is a messenger RNA of Lethenteron reissneri (Far Eastern brook lamprey), 2585 nucleotides long. Its product is annotated as run domain Beclin-1-interacting and cysteine-rich domain-containing protein-like. Gene Ontology annotation, molecular function: phosphatidylinositol phosphate binding. Lineage: Eukaryota; Metazoa; Chordata; Hyperoartia; Petromyzontiformes; Petromyzontidae. The record is from RefSeq and is a predicted model, not a curated record. Gene Ontology annotation, cellular component: intracellular membrane-bounded organelle.